AUGGCCGGCCCGGAACCCCACAAGAGAAUAACACUGAAGCGCAUAGCGCACGCCUACUACAAGUACGCAGAUCUGGAAACGGCGGCCCAAUUUCUGGCAGACUUUGGCUUCACGGAAGAGAAGCGAGUAGGCGAGGACAAGAUCUAUUUCCGCGGUUAUGGGACAGAACCAUGGGUCAUUUGUGCGAUCCGGAACCCCGGCGGCCGGGGGGAGAACGAGUUUGGCGGCGUCGCCUACGUGGUCGAGUCUGAAGAAGACCUGCGAGUCGCCUCCGAGACGCUGCCCAAGGCAAGCAAGAUCCAUGAUAUCGAAGACGCGCCUGGAGGUGGUAAGCGUGUGACGUUUCUGGAUCCAGUUGACGGCUUCCCGUUUCACCUGGUUUGGGGCCAGGACACUGUUGAUAUGCUGGAUAUUCCACUGCCACACGAGGCCGUGAAUUAUCCAACUGAAAAGAACAGAGCCGUAAACAAGACACAGCGCUUCAAGAAACGGCCAGCACCUGUCCAUAAGCUUGGACAUUGGGGUCAUUGCACCACAAACUACUCCAAGACCUUUGAGUUUUACACAUCGCGGUUCAACUUCAUCCCAAGUGACAUUGUCCACAAUGCCGAAGGCGUCGAUGUUACUACCUUUCUUCGGCUCGACCGGGGCGCGGAGCAAGUGGACCACCACUGCUUUUUUUUCUACCAAGGACCGAAAUAUCACGUUCACCACUCGUCGUAUGAGACGCACGACUUUGACACUCAAGUACUCGGCCACGACUGGCUGAGAGCCAAAGGCUACAAGAACUGCUGGGGCGUUGGACGCCACGUCCUCGGCAGCCAAAUCUUUGAUUACUGGUACGACCCUGCAGGCUUCAUCAUGGAGCACUAUGUCGAUGGUGAUCUCGUGGAUUCCACGCAAGCUCCACACAGAUCGCUGGCUUCACCCGAUGGCCUCCACGUUUGGGGGCCGGAUGUACCAUCAGACUUUGUUGAGUAA
Messenger RNA from Pestalotiopsis fici W106-1, 981 nucleotides. RefSeq lists its product as uncharacterized. Gene Ontology annotation, biological process: L-methylmalonyl-CoA metabolic process. The transcript is spliced from 5 exons. NCBI's taxonomy places the organism in Eukaryota, Fungi, Ascomycota, Sordariomycetes, Amphisphaeriales, Sporocadaceae. Gene Ontology annotation, molecular function: methylmalonyl-CoA epimerase activity. Bases 1 to 981 code for a protein of 326 amino acids. The record is from RefSeq and is a predicted model, not a curated record. Gene Ontology annotation, cellular component: mitochondrion.